Megalopta genalis is the source of this 1167-nucleotide messenger RNA. RefSeq lists its product as uncharacterized. The record is from RefSeq and is a predicted model, not a curated record. Lineage: Eukaryota; Metazoa; Arthropoda; Insecta; Hymenoptera; Halictidae.
ACGGCAGAUAUAUGGUGCCAGCCACAGGGGCAGGCACGCGGGCCCUGGAUCAGGGGUGUGCCGCUACCCCUGCCGGUGUGGGCCCAUUACGAGUCACCAGCCCUGACCGUGUCAACGGUCGAACUGUAUGAGGAACUAGCAGGCAGCGUUGAAUUAGAAACUCAACACCUACUGCGUGAGCUUCGCUACGAUACCAUUGGCAACUUCCUAAAGUUCUACAAGGACUAUGUUGCAAGCGGUGAAAAUGUGUUGGAAAGAUUUUAUCGCAAAUAUCAACCACUCAUAACUACAGAACAUCAUACAUGUGUGGGUCUAGGAUUCGAGUUACUACACCGGUUGAGGGGUUUAAAUAAAAGAUUUCCUGGUAUAUCAAGUGGCCUCUAUUUGGUGUCCUGUGAGGAGACUAUUUGCAACGUUGCUAGUUAUGUCGGUGGACCACCUGCUGCGGACAGCGGCGAGAAAGAACAUGUCCUAGUGUGCCUAAAGAUUGAAAUAAACGGGCGACGGGGUGUUAUGCUUCUCGACCCUGGAUAUCACGUAGCUCGAGUUAUUACUGUAAUGGAAGAUAAGUUAUACCCGCAUACAGGUUGGUUCAUUCAGUCGGACGAACCAAAUUGUAAGAGAGAGUACAACUAUUUUCUGUGUGCUAAUGAUCCCGAUUACGUUGAAUGGCACGAGAGAAAAAUCUGCGUGGAUGCUUUGGAAAGAACACAAGUUGCUCUUAUAUACAUAGCAAGGCCAUAUUUAACUGCUAUCGAUGUUACAGAACGUAGAAAUCUGGUUUAUAAUUUCAGAAGUCUCCUUGCAAGAGACACGAAAGGCCAUGUUACCGCCGGCGUGUAUUUCCCUGUUGUACUAGACAUGAACAAUGCACAGACUUUUACAAUUUUUUAUCAGACUAAUAAUGGUAAAAAACGGGUCAAAAUGGCAUUUAGUAAAUUCUACGGUUCACCAAAAAUUGAUCUCAACGCCGAAGAGAAGGAAAUUCUUGGAGAGUGUGCUAGGCAAUUAAAUUUGCAACAUGAAACGUUGGAAGAUCUACUCUCUGCUCUUGCUGUAGUCAUGAGCGAUUCAGCCUUUGUGGCGCAACUUCUGGCUAUCAACACAAGAAUAUCUACUUUAGCAGAAGACAAUUAACAGACGCCAAUUCACCCUGAGAGGUGUAAA